Triticum aestivum (bread wheat) is the source of this 615-nucleotide messenger RNA. RefSeq lists its product as uncharacterized. The record is from RefSeq and is a predicted model, not a curated record. Bases 169 to 615 code for a protein of 148 amino acids. Lineage: Eukaryota; Viridiplantae; Streptophyta; Magnoliopsida; Poales; Poaceae. The transcript is spliced from 3 exons.
AAUGUCUCUAAAACCAUACUGGCAACAGUACGUAACUCGCAGCAGUUCACACAGCUCUGCUCUUACCUGUCCACCAUAUAUGCGUGCUUGACCGGCCACAUUUCGUUCACGCAGUUGAAGUAGCAAGCAGCAGCUAGGUUCUGUGAGCUCCUCAGCCCGAAGUCUGCCAUGGCUCGGCUCACCCUCCUCUCCGUCUUCUUCUUUCUGCUCAUCUUCCCCGGCCUCGUGGCUGCCGAUCCGUCCGGAGGGAAGAUCGGCAAGAAGGUGACCAUGACCGUCCAGUUCCCGCCUGCCGACUCGCCACCGGGGGAGAUGAUCACGAUCUCAAUGCACUAUGUUCGCGAGGACGGGGUGCACGACAGCCACAUCCAUCUCGACUGCCACGACCACGAACCCCAGCUCGGUUCCGCCGCAAAAUACCUUGUCAGGAGCCUCGAGAAGAUACAAGAUGAGGAGGCGUCUCUAUCCAAGGCCUACAUGAACAUGCCCAGUCAGUGGAUGGACGUCCUCUUUGAAUUGGUCUCAGGGAAAAUUAGGCGCGAUUUACUUUAUUAUCAUAGCAUUGUCUCUGCAAGGAGCUCCUUCGCUCGUGCGAACAAUCACUCGGUCUACUGA